Neohortaea acidophila is the source of this 1105-nucleotide messenger RNA. RefSeq lists its product as uncharacterized. The transcript has 2 exons. Lineage: Eukaryota; Fungi; Ascomycota; Dothideomycetes; Mycosphaerellales; Teratosphaeriaceae. The record is from RefSeq and is a predicted model, not a curated record. Bases 265 to 942 code for a protein of 225 amino acids.
CAAGCGUGGUCUACCGGAGACAACAGCUGGUAAGGUAACCUUGGUUGUUGUGACGCUCGUGAUUGCUGCUGCCGCACGAUCGGCUUUUGGCAACAGAGUGUUGGGCAGGCUUACUGCCGCAUUGCAGAGCAAGGACGACUAGCUCAAUACAACAUCGAAGCAAGCACUGAAGGAAUCUUCCGAACAACACAGUGAAGUGACUGGGCCUCCUACCGCAUCCUACGGCAUGGGAUGUGUUCGAGAAGAUCCUGAGCUAUAUCCUCUAUGCCCUCUCGUGGGCUCCCUUCCGCCGCUUGUCAUGUCGUCGUGACCGCAUCAGCCGGGAUCGCCAUCACGUUCGGCGUUUGGCUCGUCCGACUAUUCGUGCGAACGACACUCCGCAAACCCUUCGGAACGGAUGACAUACAUUGCACCAUCGCGACCUUCUGUGGCAUUCUGAAUUCCGCUCUUGCGAUCGGCGAAACAGACCAUGGCCUUGGACAGCGCGAGAGCGAGAUUGCGCCUUGGAUCGUUCGGCGACAACAACAGAUGGCUUGGGUUGCGAACAUGUCCUUCAUUCUCGCCCUCUGCUUCGCCAUCCUGUCGGUGUCGUAUCUUCUCGUCCGCAUUACGAAGCUCACCAGUCUUGUCCGUGUGACAUACGCUGUUCCUAUCGCCACAUCCCUCUGGGCUGUCGUUGCGUUUUGCCUCAUCACCUUUCAAUGCAAGUUGCCGGAUCCCUGGGACUUUGAACCGCAGUCUCGCUGCAUUGAUAUAUACCACACAUGGGCGGGGAUUGUCAUCGCGAAUGCUGUUCUGGACGUUGGAAACGUGGUGGCCGCGAUUGUUUUGGUGACGAACAUCCGCAUACCCACGAAGACCAAAGUUUUCAUCAUCGUGCUGUUUAGCAUGCGCCUCAUGUACCCUCAUCUCACGCACGUCAUGCCUGGCGAGGAGCAUUAACAUGUCCACGUAGGGUAAUCCCACCCGCGCUGGUUCGAUUGAGGUACAUCAGGCGGACAGUGUCGAGCAAAGACUGGACCCGAUCAAGAGUCGACAUUGUGAUUACCACGCAGGUUUACAUGCACUUGAGCAUCAUAUUGGCGACGCUGCCGUGCAUCAGGUC